Molecule: messenger RNA, 504 nt
Organism: Symbiodinium natans
Lineage: Eukaryota; Dinophyceae; Suessiales; Symbiodiniaceae
Source: the annotation of a GenBank genome assembly
AUGAAUCACAUCAAACAGAUGCCUUCAACGUCUGCAUCGACAGCUGUGGCCGCUGUGUUCCAUGGGCUCGCUAAUGUGCUUCAUGCGGCGAUCAGUCCUCUGGCUUACUGGGCCAGCAUGGUGCUGGGCGUCUUCACCGUGGAUGCUCUAGAGUACGUCUUCCCCGUCACGAGGACGUGGUUCCCCGUGCUGCUGGAGCUGAUUGUGCUCAUGGUGGACCGGGCAUUUCAUGGCCGUUUGAGUACGAUGAUGCCACCUUGGACCUUUCUGGCCGUUGGGGUGUACUUCGGCUUGGGGAUGUUGCUGGUGGUCUUUGUGAACCUCUACGGUAUGGCAUUGACCCUGGACCUCCAGCCCAUCUCACAGGAAACCGGCCUCGUGUAUGUGAUGGUGCAGAAAGACGUCCCUUGUGGUCCAUACAAUAGCAACUGGUUUGUGUACCUCGUUCACACGUACCUCUACGUCGCCGGCUUCUUGCUGUUCCAGGCGCUGCUGCUGGGAUGA